Messenger RNA from Apiotrichum porosum, 1632 nucleotides. RefSeq lists its product as uncharacterized. Gene Ontology annotation, biological process: proteolysis. The transcript has a single exon. Bases 1 to 1632 code for a protein of 543 amino acids. The record is from RefSeq and is a predicted model, not a curated record. Gene Ontology annotation, molecular function: aspartic-type endopeptidase activity. Lineage: Eukaryota; Fungi; Basidiomycota; Tremellomycetes; Trichosporonales; Trichosporonaceae.
AUGCUUCCUACCCUCCUCCUCCUGGCCACCACCGGCCUCGCCAGCCCCUUUGCCAUCUACCGUCCUGGCGGCGACACCCAAAGCAAUGCUGUGAUUGCGGGCGUGCACCAGGCUUUCGCCGUGCCCCUCUCGCAUACCACCGGCUCGCGCAAGCGCGAAAUGGCGAAGCGCGAUGGCGUUGAGCAGGACCGCACGUACCUCCUCAGCGAGGCAGCCAAGGUCGACCGCCGCUACAACGCCGGUCAGGGUGGCUAUUCGGACGUGCUCCGCAGGACUCUGGCCAAGCGCUCGUCGGGCUCGGUCGCUCUCACCGACAUCGAGCUUGACGCGUCCUACUCGGGCCAGGUCUCAAUUGGCACGCCGGCCCAGACCUUUGAUAUCAUCCUCGACACUGGCUCGGCUGACCUCUGGGUCGAGUCGUCGUCGUGCUCUGGGUGCGCGGGCACAACCUACUCGUCGUCCUCGUCGAGUUCCUACGCGUCUUCCAACGCCACGUUUUCGAUCUCGUACGGAUCUGGCGACGCCACGGGCACGCUCGCCACGGACACGGUCACCAUGGCCGGGUUCGCCGUCGCGUCCCAGACCUUUGCCCAGGUCACGUCCAUGACCUCGGGCCUCAUCUCGUCGUCGGUCAGCGGCAUCAUGGGCCUGUCAUGGGAGGCGCUCUCGUACUCCAAGGCGACCCCUUGGUGGGAGACGCUUGCCGCCUCGAGCCAGUGGGACUCGAAGCUAUUUGCAUUCUACCUCAAGCGCUGGCGUGACGUUUCGGGCGCGACCAGCUCGGAGAGCGACGGCGGCACUGCCAACUUUGGCGCCCUCGACUCGUCCCUGUACUCUGGUGACGUGACCUACGUCACCCUCGCCUCGAACCCCGAGUACUGGGAGAUUCCGAUGAGCAGCGUCGCCGUUGGCAGCACGAGCAUCGACCUUGGCUCCAGCACGCAGGUGGCCAUCGACACUGGUACCACGCUCAUCGGUGGCCCUUCGAGCAUUGUCGCCAGCAUCUACGCCGCGAUUCCCAACUCGCGCCAGAUGACCGGCUCGUACUCGAGCUACUACGAGUACCCUUGCAACCAGUCGGUGACCGUGUCGCUGACCUUUGGCGGCUACACCAUCGACGUUGGAGACGCCGACUUCAACCUUGGAAAGUACAGCACCGGUGACUACUGCACUGGCGCAGUCUUUGUCCAGACCCUCUCGUCCAGCUCGCCUGUCCAGUGGAUUGUUGGCGCCACUGCUCUCAAGAACACGUACACCGUUUUCCGCUACUCGCCCGCUGCUGUCGGCUUUGCCGCGCUUGCGUCCAGCGCAGCUUCCACCACUGCGUCCACUGUGAUCCCUAGUGCCUCGCUCGCGGCCGCCGUUGUUAACAACAACACUGAGAGUGUCUCUACCGCAAACACGACGACUACGUCUACUUCUAGCUCUACCUUGGCGACCUUGGCGUCGGCCAGUGUCGUCACCUCGUCGGGCUCUGCUGCUAGCAGCUCUGCGGCCGUCCACACUGUCACGGCCGCGGACGCGGGAUCGUCGGGCAGCUCGACUGGCAGCUCGUCUAGCGGUACUCGCGCGUUGGCCGCGCCCACCUUGUCGGCCCUGCUCGCCGGCGGCCUCCUCUGCAUGUUCAUCUAA